AUGGCGCCGGACGGCCAAGAGCCCGCCGCCGGGUGCUGCAGGGAGGCCGUCGCGGCGCUGCUGAAGAGCCCCCAGGUGGAGGUGCGGUGGCGGGCGGUCUUCGCGCUGAAUCAGAUGGCGGAGGAGAUCAGCCCCGAGCACGUGCCAGCCAUCGCGGAACUCUUGGGCGACGAGGACGCCUCGGUGCGCGAGCGUGCGGGGGACGCCCUGGCGCGCAUGGGCGGCGCGGGCGCCGAGGCGCUGGUCAAGAAGGUCGAGGACGCGGGCCCCGACGUGGAGCAGGAGGCGGCCCUGGCCGCCCUGGCGCUGGUCGGCCAGCCCGGCGUGCGGCCGGCCGCGAGCCGCCUUGACCACGGCAGCGCAGGUGUCAGGCGCCGUGCGGCCGCAACGCUCCAGCAGCUUGCUGCGUGGGCGAAGGAGCACGCGAAGGAUCUGGCCAGACUCCUGGGCGACAGGGAGGAGGACGUCCGGCUCGCCGCGGUGCAGGCGCUUGUCGCCCUCGGCGGCGACGGCGCCGGGGCCCUGGCCAGCGCGGUGGCGUCCCCCAAGGACGUGGUGAAGCUCCACGCGCUGCAGGGCCUCGGCCUGCUGGGGCCCGCCGCUGGGCCCCACGCCGUGGCCGUCGCGAGGCUCAUGGACUACCCUCAUGAGAAGGUGAGCGCCGCCGCCAACAGCACCAUCGAGGGGCUCGGUGCGCCAGGCGCCGCGGCACUGUGCGCCCACCUGAGGAGCGACCAGGCGGACGCACGUGCCAACGCCGUGCAAGCCCUGUCCAAGCUCGCCGACGCCGGCGUGGACAUGCUGCCCUUUGCGGACGCCCUCGUGGCUGGCCUGGCGGACCCCGACGGCGCACUGCGCGCCCGGGCCGCCACGGCGCUGGGCCGCGCCGGGCCCCUGGCCGCGCCGCUGGCCGCAGAGCCGCUGGCCGCGCUGCUGGGGGACGGCGCGGCCCUGGCGCAGGGGCGCGGCGAGGAGGCGCUGUCCAAGAUGGGCGUCGGCGGCGUGGCGGUGCUGCUCGGUCCGCUGGGGCUCGCGCACGAGCUCCCCGCCGUGCGCGCGGCCGCCCUCCGCUGCCUGCGGCAGACGAGCCUCGAGGUCCUGGAGCAGGUCGGCCUGGAGGAGAUCGUCCGGGCCGUCGGCCUGCACCUCGCGGACGGCGAUGGCCAGGUCCGCCUCGCCAGCGUGCAGGCGCUGGGGGCCCUGCCGCCGCCCGUCGCCGCCGCGAGCCUCGCCGGCCUGGCCUGCUGCGCCGCGGACGGCAGCGACCCGGUGCGCGCGGCCGCGCUGCUCGUGCUCGGGGCGCUGGGCCCCGAGCACGAGGGGGGCGAGGUGGUGCUGGCGGAGCUGGCGAGGCGGAUGGGCGACGAUGCCGCGGAGGUGCGGGCCGCGGCCGCGAAGGCGAUGGGUUGCUUCGGCGAGGCGGCGGAGAAGCACGUCCGGCUGCUGGUGCGGGUGCUGAAGGAGGACUCCUUCCCCCCGGCACGCGCCAGCGCGGCGGAGGCGCUCGGGCUCGUCGGGCCGGCAGCCGGGGGCUUCAUGCAGGCGCUGGUCAAGGCGCUGUCGGACCCAGAGCGCGACGUCAGGCGGAGCACAGUGGAUGCCUGCGGGCGCCUGAGCGUGACCACCCCCCAGUCUUCCGUCCAGGCCGCGCCAGGGCUUGCGAAGGUCGUGCUGUCGCCGGGCGAGGACGGGCAGCUGCGGGCCGCGGCCAUGGCCGCUCUGCGAAGCAUGGGCAAGGCCGGGUGCGCGUGCCUCAUGUCGAGCCUCUCGGACGUCAACCCGCAGGUGCAGCUCCAGGCCAUAGACGCCUUCGAGCAGCUCGACGCAGAGGAGCGGCAGCCGCACGUCCAGGCCUUGGGCCGGCUGCUCCAGGACGAGCACCCCGGGACGCGCGCGCGGGCCGCCGCGGCCGCGGGCCGCCUGGGCCAGGCCGGGCUGCACCUCGCCGCGGCCCUGGCCCAGAGGCUGCAGGACGGGGACCCCGGGGUCCGGGAGGCGGUUGCCCUGGCGCUGCACGGCCUGGGCCACGAGGCGGUGUCCAAGCACGCGCAGCACAUCGCGCGCAACCUGCCGAACCCGCACAGCGGCGUCCGCGCCGCGGCGGCGCGGGCCCUGGGCGCGGCCGGGGCCGCGGGCCGGGCCCACGCCCCGACCAUCUGCCAGAUGCUGCUGGACGAGGAGCAGGCCGUGCGGCAGAGUGCCUGGCGGGCGCUCGCCGAGCUCGGCGAGCACGCCGCCCACGUCGUGCCCUCGCUGGCGGCCCUCCUGGACGGCACGCACGAGGACGAGACGACGGCGGUCGCGGUCGUCGUCGCCCAGCAGGGCGGGGAGGGCGUGGAGGCGGUCUGCCGCUACCUCGAGGACGCGCGGCCGGCGAUGCGGGCGGCGUGCUGCGCGGCCCUCGGCGCCGUGGGCGGCGCCGGGGCCCCCGCGGCCGUGCGGGUGGCGCAGCUGCUGGAGGACAUCGACCCCGGAGUCCGCGCCACCGCGCGUGAGGCGUUGCUGCGGAUGGGCGCCGAGGCGGACCGGCCGCGACUGGGGGAGCUGUGGUCGACAGUUGCCACCCCCACGGGUGGCCUCGGCACCUCUCUCGAGAGGGCUCUUGAGAAGCAGAUUUCUGAACUUCGAGAUCAGCUCACGACAGAGAAGGACGGGUCCAUGGACGUGGACACCCCACCCACCAAUGACAAGGAGAAGAAUCGCUACAAGAGCGAGCUGGCCGUUGCCGAGUCCAUGCUCAAGGCGUUGCCGGAGGAUGCCGACACGGAGUUUGCACAGCAGCAGCGCCUGCACCUGGAGAGGCAUCGGGAUGCGUGCAAGGUGAAGCUGCGGGAGGCGCAGCCAUUCGAGUGGAGGGCUCACGAUGCGGUCAACCAGAAGAAGCAGCUGCUUGAGAAGAAGCAGCGGAUGGAGAAGGCAGUCGAGCAGGCAAAGGCGGCUGUGGUCAAGGCGCAGGCAGCCGUCGACCACGCGGAGGAGGAGCUGCAGGAUGUGCUGGAGCAGCCCGUGGCCAAGGAGGCCGAGGUGCAACGUUUCCUGGGCUCGUUGCCGACAGCGCCAGCUGAGCGCAAGCUCGAAUCGCAUAUCGAGAGUGUCGGCAUUUCCGUUCAGGGCCUGGGCGACUUGAUCAAGGCCCGCGGCCUCGAUGCAGGGGCAGCUGACAACCUCGCGGUCUCGCUCAAGCUCGUGAUGGACCAGCUGCGUGCGGCGGAGGUGGAUCUGGCUGGUCGCCAUGACAUUGUAGACGACAAGUGGAUGCCGUACCUUUCGCAGGGGGGUCGAGGCCAGCGCAUUGUCACGCAGGAGGUGAAACCUGAGCCUGAAGUACCGCGGGACGAGGACGUCGAGGGCCACGUGUGGAUCAGGCUCGGCGACUACAGUCUUUAUGUCCACCAGCGCGGGGCCCACGGUGGACGGGGCUGGGGGCCUCCCCUGCGAACCCACAUCGGCAUCCACGGCUGCCAGUGUCGGCCGACGCUCGCAAACACCCGGCAGCACGUGCGCAGAGCGAAUGUGGGCAAGGGCGCCGCGGCCCUCGCCGGGGCCCUGCCGCGCGCGGGCGCGGGCCUGCGGCAGGGCGCGGUGGCGGCCGUGGGCCGCCUGGGGGCGGCCGGGGCGGCCGAGGCGCCGGCCGUGGCCGCGCGGCUGGUGGACCCGCUGCGGUCGGUGCGCGCCGCGGCGGCCAGGGCCCUCGUGCAGAUGGGCGCGCCCGCGGCGCCCGUGCUCGCCGAAGCCCUGGGGAGCGCCAACGCCCACGUGCGGCGCUGCGCCGCGGAGGGCCUGGGGUGCCUCGGCCCGGCCGCCUCUGGCGCGGCGGAGCGGCUGGCCGCGCAGGUGACGGACGAGGACCCCGUCGUACAGGAGGUCGCCAUCCUUGCCUCGGGCCGAGUGGGCGAGGCUGCGACGUCGGCGCUGGCGCGGCAGCUGGGGGCCGCCGACCAGCGCCUCCAGCGUCGCUCGGCGGAGGCGCUGGGCCGCCUCGGGGCCCUGGCCAGCGCGCAGGCGCCAGCCCUGGCCGCCCGCCUGGACCCGCUGCUGGAGGACGCCAGCCCCGCGGUGCGCGAGGCGUGCGUCUGGGCCCUGGGGCGCGUCGGGCCUGCUGGGCCCCAGGCGCUGGCCGACCUGCUGGGCGUCGCCCACCACGGGAGCACCAAGAAGAGCGUGUGCGGCUGCCUGGGGCGGCUCGGCGGGGCUGCGGCCCGUCACUCCGUGGCCGUGGCGGCGGAGCUGGGGGGCGAGGACCGCGCGGUGGCCGCGAGCGCCGCCGACGCCCUCGUCCGCUUCGGCAAGGAGGGGGCUGCCGCGCUGGCGGGGCGCCUGGAUGACGCCGACCCUGUCGUGCGCGAGAUCGCCGCGGAGGCAAUGGGACGGACGCUGCAGCCCAUGGAGGCGGAGCACGCUCAGCAGUUGGCGGCAAGGCUGAGCGACUCCGAGAUCCUCGUCCGCCGCGCGGCCGCGACCAGCCUCGGGAGGGUGCCAGCCGAGGUGGGCAGGCCCGUCGCCGCCGACCUCGCCGCGCUCCUCGGCGAUGAGGACGCCUGGGUGCGGGCCCGCGCGGCCGAGUCCCUGGGCAGGCUGGGCCAGGCGGCCGAGGCGCACGCGCCGCAGCUCGCGGCCCUGCUCGAAGGGCGCGAGGGUUGGGGCGAAGGGCAGUACGCGCCGCGGGCCUCCAGCCAGGCGUGGGGCUGGCAGUUCGCCGCCGAGGCCCUGCGCCGGUGCGGCAGGGCCGAACCCGGGCACGCUGCGCUGCUGGCCGCGCACCUGGCAGAUCCCGACGCCCCCGUGAGGGUCGCGGCCGCGGCGGCGCUGGGCAAGCUGGGCUGCACAGCGGCGGCGGCACAGCUGCAGGACCUGGCCGGGCUCCUCCAGGACCCCGACGAGAGGGUCCGCCGCGCUACCUCCCAGGCCCUCGGCGAGGCCGGCGGCGGCUCGGCUCCCGCCGCGGCGGCGCUGGCUUCGACGCUGGCGGAGGACGCUUGCGCCGUCGUGCGCGCCGCGGCGGCCACGGCGCUCGGCGCCUUCGGCGAGAGUGCGGCGGAGCACGCCGACGCCGUGGCGAAGGCGUUGGAGGACCCCGACGGCGCCGUGCGCCAGGCGGCGGCGGCCGCGCUGCCGCUCCUGGGCGCCGAGGGGCUCGCGAAGUCCCCGCUGCUGGCGCAGCUCCUCGGGGACGAACGGGCCAGCGUGCGGGAGGCGGCGUACGCCGAGCUCGUGCGCUGCGGGGCCGCCGGUGGAGCGGUGACCCUCGCCGGCGUGGCCCGGGACAGCAGCAGGCCCGUCGCGGUCCGCCGGGUCGCCGCCCAGGGGCUCGCAGAGCUGGGCGCCGCCGCGGCCGAGCAGGCGGACGCGUUGGCCGGGCUGCUGCUGGUGCCCGACUCGGCGCUGCGCGAGAGCGCCGUCCGGGGCCUGGCCAAGAUGGGCCCGCGGGGCGUGACGGAGCUGGAGCGGCUACUUCAGCACUCGAGCGAGCAGGGCAGGUGCGCCGCCUGCCAGGUGCUGGGCAGCAUGGGCCCGGCGGCGGGGGCCUCCGCGGGCGCCCUCGCCCUGCGCCUGGACGACCACAGCCCGCUGGUGCGCCGCACGGCCGCCACGGCGCUCGGGCGCCUCGGGGACGCCGCCGCGCCGCAGCUGCCCCGGCUGGCGGCGCUGCUGGAGGCGCACGACGCGCUCCUCUUCAAGAGCGUGCUGGACGUCCUCGGCGGCCUGGGCAGGCACGCCGGCAAGCACGCCAAGGCCGUGGCGUUCCGCCUGGACGCCGCCGGCGACGAGGUGCGGCAGAGCGCGGCCCACGCGCUGGGCACCCUCGGCGAGGCCGCAGCUGGCCACGCCCCCGACCUGGCUCGCGCGCUGCUCGACCGCGAGCCGAUGGUCCGGGCCAACUCGGCCUGGGCCCUCGGCAGGUGCGGUGAGGCCGGCGCCGCCUACGUCGACCGCCUGGCGGCGCUGCUGGGCGACGGCGACUGCCGCGUCCGGGCGCGCGCGUGCGAGUCGCUCGGGCGGCUGCUCGCCGGGGCGGGCGAGGGCGAGCGGCGGGAGGGUGCGGCACGGCUCGCGGGGGGGCUGGAGGACGAGGACCUGGCCGUCCGGUGCGCUGCGGCGGAGGCGAUCUGCCGGAUGGGCGUGGACUCCAUGGCCCCGUACGCGGUCGGCCUGGUCCGGGUGGUCGAGAACAGCUCCGUCGGCUACGACGUCACCGCGGUCGACGCCCGCCUCGCGGAGCUCCUCGCCAGGGAGCUCGGCGUGGCGUUCCCGCACCCCCUGGCCUUUCUGCCCAAGGCCUUCGCCGGGGACGACCUCUUCCCGCUCGCGGCCGAGGCCGAGGUCCCCGGCAAGCUGGGGUGCGUGCUGUCCGUGCUCCACGCGGCUCGCUGGGCACCGCUUCUGAGCUCGGGGGACAGCUGGUGGACUACGAGAGCGCGCCCGCUGCAGGAGGCCUACAUCAAAGGCGCCAAGGAGCGCGCUUCCCCGGCGUACCUGAAGCAGGUGGACCGCGUCCUGGAGGAUUUUGAGAGGAGCGAGAAGACUGGUACGCCUCAGCCCUUGACCGACGCCAUCGAAGCUUCCUUGGCUCGGAGCUUCGGGCCGUGAUCUCCCGGGGAGCUGAACCAGGCGCCUCUGGAUACCCAGACGCUCGCGGUACCGCGAACGUAUACGGCAGGCAGACGGCGCCGCGGGGCGGCGAUGGCUCGAUGCGUACGCAUGUGAUUCCGACGCUGCCUUGCCUGAGUCCUCGCGCGAAUUUGAGCGCGGUUCUGCACCAGUCGCCCGGAGAUCGAAAUGCGCUUCC
Molecule: messenger RNA, 6787 nt
Organism: Prorocentrum cordatum
Lineage: Eukaryota; Dinophyceae; Prorocentrales; Prorocentraceae
Source: the annotation of a GenBank genome assembly